UUUUGUUUAAAAAACAAGUAAAGCGAUAAAAAAAAAGUUGUGUAUUAGAAAGAAGAGGUAGAGCUGAAAGAGAUCGUGAAUUAGGGUUUUAACAAAGAACCGAAAAGAUGAGUCGUAGUUUAGGAAUUCCGGUGAAGCUCCUCCACGAGGCCUCCGGCCACGUCGUCACAGUGGAACUAAAGAGCGGCGAACUCUACAGAGGCAACAUGAUUGAGUGUGAGGAUAACUGGAACUGCCAACUCGAAAGCAUCACUUACACUGCUAAGGAUGGAAAAACGUCACAACUUGAGCAUGUAUUUAUUCGAGGUAGCAAAGUCAGGUUCAUGGUCAUACCGGACAUGCUGAAGAAUGCUCCCAUGUUUAAGCGUUUGGAUGCAAGAAUCAAGGGCAAGGGUGCAUCGCUUGGUGUUGGUAGAGGCAGAGCAGUUGCAAUGCGAGCGAAGGCUCAAGCUGCUGGCCGUGGAGCUCCACCUGGGAGGGGUGUACCACCAGUGAGGAGGUGAUCACCAUUUGUAUAAUCUCUAUUUUCUGUCUGUUGGACGUGAUGUUUAGUUUUGUUGUAGACGUUUGUGAUAGAAAGAAAUUUGAAUUGGAACUAUCAAGAAUUCACUGACUACUUCUCACCGGCUCUAAUCUUUUGCCUGUAUUGUGUGCUUGGCUGGUAGAAUUUUGUCUUGGUACUUUCAAAAUUAGUAUAUGUCAGUGCAAGUUAUUGUGAGUUGCAUGAGGGCAGUUUGACAGCCCG
Medicago truncatula (barrel medic) is the source of this 745-nucleotide messenger RNA. Its product is annotated as small nuclear ribonucleoprotein SmD3b. NCBI's taxonomy places the organism in Eukaryota, Viridiplantae, Streptophyta, Magnoliopsida, Fabales, Fabaceae. Gene Ontology annotation, biological process: spliceosomal snRNP assembly; RNA processing. The record is from RefSeq and is a predicted model, not a curated record. The coding region runs from base 108 to 503 and encodes 131 amino acids. The transcript has 5 exons. Gene Ontology annotation, cellular component: spliceosomal complex. Gene Ontology annotation, molecular function: RNA binding.